Humulus lupulus (European hop) is the source of this 1779-nucleotide messenger RNA. Its product is annotated as protein NRT1/ PTR FAMILY 4.5-like. The record is from RefSeq and is a predicted model, not a curated record. Gene Ontology annotation, biological process: transmembrane transport. NCBI's taxonomy places the organism in Eukaryota, Viridiplantae, Streptophyta, Magnoliopsida, Rosales, Cannabaceae. Gene Ontology annotation, cellular component: membrane. Bases 1 to 1779 code for a protein of 592 amino acids. The transcript is spliced from 5 exons. Gene Ontology annotation, molecular function: transmembrane transporter activity.
AUGAUGAAAGCUGAGUGUGUUGAUGGAAAAGUAGAUUGGAAGGGAAGAACAGCUUUGAAGUAUAAACAUGGAGGAUUGAGAGCCUCCUUACUCAUUCUAGGAACAUUUGGAUUGGAAAACGUGGCGACUUUGGCAUUGUCAGUGAACUUGAUUACGUACUUCGUAGCGAUCUUACACUUCAAAGUAGCCGACGGAGCUAACCAUCUUACCAAUUUCAUGGGAACUUCUUAUAUUCUCUCAAUUCUCAUGGCCAUUUUGGCAGACACUCUCAUCGGCAGAUUCAAGAUCACUGUCAUUUCUGCAUGCCUUGAAUUCAUGGGAUUGGUGCUGUUAACAAUCCAAGCUAGAAAGCCCGAGCUGAGGCCACCGCCAUGUAACCUUGCAGAUCCAACCGCCACAUGCGAGGAGCUGUCCGGAGGCAAUAAGGCGCUUCUUUUCGUCGGGCUGUACAUGUUGGCGUGUGGCAGUGGCGGGGUGAAGGCGGGUCUGCCAGCACAUGGGGCGGAUCAAUUCGAGGAGAAAGACCCGAAAGAGGCAAAGCAGAUGUCGAGUUUCUUCAACUCGCUGUUGCUGGCAUUGUGCCUUGGUGGUGCUAUUAGCUUGACACUCCUUGUUUGGAUUCAAGACAACAAAGGGUGGGAUUGGGGUUUUGGGGUCUCAACCAUUGCUGUUUUCUUGUCUAUCUUUGUUUUUGUCUCCGGAAUGCCCACUUACCGAUUUCAAACCAUUCAAGCAAAUAAUGCCAUGGUUCAAAUCAUUCAGGUGUAUGUGGCAGCCGUUCGUAAUAGAAAUCUUAGCCUUUCUGAGGACCCAUCAGACCUCUAUGAGAUUAACCAGGACAAAGAAGCUGCUCUCGAAGCUGACUUCCUCCCUCAUACAAACGCUUUCAGGUGUUUAGACAAAGCAGCAAUAAUCCAAGAAAAUACUACUUCUCCAUGGAGACUAAGUAGAGUAACACAAGUGGAGAAUGCCAAGACCCUCCUCGGGAUGCUCCCAAUCUUCGGCUGCACCAUAAUCAUGACACUCUGCCUAGCUCAACUCCAAACCUUCUCCAUUGGCCAAGCUCAAACAAUGGACAGAAGUGUCAUAUCAUCAUCCUUUAAAAUCCCACCAGCCUCACUCGCCAUCCUUCCUGUCAUCUUCCUCAUCAUCAUCAUCCCCAUCUACGACCGCCUCGCCAUGCCCUUCCUACGCCGCCUAACUGGCGUCCCCACAGGCAUCACACACCUCCAGCGCAUAGGCGUAGGCCUCAUUCUGUCCGCCAUUUCCAUGGCGGUCGCAGCCAUCCUAGAAGUAAAGCGAAAGGCGGUCGCUCGAGACAAUGGCUUGCUUGAGGCCAUCCCUCAAGUCCAAGCCCUACCUAUCAGCAUUUUCUGGCUCUCGUUUCAGUACUUCAUAUUUGGGAUAGCCGACAUGUUUACCUACGUAGGGUUGCUCGAGUUUUUCUACUCUGAGGCUCCGAAGGCUCUCAAAUCUUUCUCAACUUGCUUUCUUUGGACUUCCAUGGCUUUAGGGUACUUUUGUAGCACGGUUUUGGUGAAGAUCGUUAAUAGUGCUACUAAGGGGAGUACUAGAAGUGGAGGCUGGUUGGCCGGGAAUAAUAUCAACAUCAACCAUUUGAAUCUCUUCUAUUGGUUACUUUCGAUUAUGAGCUUGAUUAAUUUCUCCAUCUAUUUGUUUGUUGCUAAGAGGUACAAAUAUAGGGUUCAGCUCAAUACUAGUCCCACCAAUGAGAAUGAACAGAAGAGCAAGGUAUAUAGUGAUGAGCAAAAAAAUUGA